This is a messenger RNA of Colletotrichum graminicola M1.001, 378 nucleotides long. RefSeq lists its product as uncharacterized. The transcript has 2 exons. Bases 1 to 378 code for a protein of 125 amino acids. The record is from RefSeq and is a predicted model, not a curated record. Lineage: Eukaryota; Fungi; Ascomycota; Sordariomycetes; Glomerellales; Glomerellaceae.
AUGCCCGGUUUACCCAACUUCUUUGACACCAAGGCCCAGUCGCCUGUGGGCUUUGGCCCGAAUGCCCUCAUGUCGCCAACCGCCCAUGUGGACUUCGCUGCCAUGAUCCGCACCGACUCCAGUCCUAACGUUGAGGAUGAUAGUACCUCGGCGGCGUGCAGCAGUCUGGACUGUAAUCAGUGUGCAAGCGACUGUGGUGCCAGCGAGGCCGGUGACAUCUGUCGAGAUGCCGAGUGCGGCCCAGCCUGCGACGACUAUGAAUGCGAGCGGGCUGCUUCCUGUGAAGACGUCGAGUGUCUGUCUCGCUCGCUCUCGGAGAAGGACAAAGUCGCUGCCGGCGUUUUUUCUCAGGCCAGGGCUCUUUCGACAACGGGUUGA